Molecule: messenger RNA, 1400 nt
Organism: Suillus paluster
Lineage: Eukaryota; Fungi; Basidiomycota; Agaricomycetes; Boletales; Suillaceae
Exons: 13
Coding region: 263-1207 (314 amino acids)
Source: RefSeq, a predicted model, not a curated record
ACUAAUAAUAGCAAGCCUUACUUACCGCAAACUCAAACUUCUAGUGCCGUGGGCCCGAGGCCUGAGCUACUAUGUAUGUAGUACUUACGCCAGAAGUUCGAACUUCGCCCACAAGGCUGAGCGCUGAGUAACAUUCAUGGAGCAGCACCGAGCUUACUCAUCUGAUACAUGUACAGCCAUGAUUAUGGGUUGGUAAAAUACUAGACUCGAAAGUUGCUCGAAAGCAUCGCUAUCCGAAUCUACCCAGUUCGCCAAUCCCAAUAUGCCUCUAGUCUCAAAUAAUCCCGCUUGGUUGUCGUACCUGGAUUGGUGUCGAGUUCUCAAUUAUUUUAUAGUUGCGGCCUCUACUGCGGUGGUAUACGAUUGGGUACUGACAUUUGCACAAGAGUUUGAACUGGUUUGGAGGCGACGUUGGUCGCUCGUGACUGUUCUUUAUAUUUGUGUGCGCUACCUUGGAAUACUAUAUUCUAUCGUCUACAUACUGGGGAAUCUCCCAGUCUCGAUGACAGAUUUGGUGGGCGCCAUCUUUUACUUUAUAAUGGCAUGGACGCCUGUCGUUGUCAAUGCCAUGUUGGGCAUCAUCAUGAUGACUCGGAUACAGGCGAUGUAUCGUCGAUCCAAAACGAUUUCCAUCUUUCUCGUUGUAGUCUUGCUGGCUUCCACGAUCGCCUCCGCGGUUAUGACGGGAAUGGGAAACAUCCAUGUUUCAGGGGAGGAGCUCAUCCUUUUUGGCAUUCAUACAUGUUCCGUCCUCAAUGACACAAACGACAUACAUCUGAAUGGCGAGGUUGUGAUACCCACCGUUGUAUGGGAGAUCCUAGCCUUGUGUCUUGCGGUCUGGAUCGUUGUACUACGCUUCUGUGAACUGCGACGAUCACAGACAGGAUCACCCAUUGGAGACAGUUUCACGAUGUUAAUAAAAAGCCACGUGCUGUACUUUGUAGCCUUUGCUGCUGUGUCUUGCUUCCAACUCGGCUCACUGUCUGUAACGAUGACGAACUCCAUAUCCACGGGAACUGCUGUUUAUCAUGGCAUUCUCCAAAUUGCCCAGUUCAUGCAGAUGUUUGUGCUGGGACCACGUCUUAUACUUAGCGUUCGAGAAUAUCACGCUAAGCUCGUGAUGACCAGCUCUUACGAGGAAACUGGUAUGACUACGCUUAGUUUCCGCGAGCGCGGACAUGUAUCAACCGAUGGUAGUAGUGUGUAGCACAGUAAACUAUCCAAGCGAUCAAAUCCAGGUGUUGUACAGCAAUCCCUCAUACCGUCCGUUCGGUGGUAUGAUAUGACGACCCGCAUCGUUGGCUUGUUGAGCUUGGUGAAUCCUACCAAUACUCAUAUUUACCCCAGUCAUUUUUCAGUUGAAGUAAGACGGUGUCAGACACGGUCUGUAGGGUUCAUGC